CGCCCAGGCAGCCCCGGCACAGGAGCCGCCCCGGCGCGGUCGGGGCCGGAGUGCGGACCGUCUGAGCGCCCCGGAUGGGCCCGGAAGGUGCCUUGGGACGCUGAAGCUGAGCUGGCCAUGACGCUGCUGCCGGCGCCCCUGCCGAGGGCCUGGUCUGGGGAGACUGGCCGGCAUCCAGGAGAGCCGCCCCGACAGCGAUGCUCUUGACUCUCCUGUGAGGAAGGGGCUCGGGGGCCUGGGCCCCUGUACCUGGGCUGGGCUGGCCAGGAGCUGGGUGGGCAGACAGCUGGGCUGCAGCUAUGGACCGUGAGCUGGCCCGGCCCGCGUCCCCGCUGAGCCUGCCUGUCCGCAGCCGUGCCCACCAUGGGCUCCUUGGUGUACAUCACGGUGGAGCUGGCCAUCGCCGUGCUGGCUGUGUUGGGCAACGUGCUGGUGUGCUGGGCUGUGUGGCUCAACAGCAACCUGCAGAAUGUCACCAACUACUUUGUGGUGUCGCUGGCGGCAGCCGACAUCGCCGUGGGUGUGCUUGCCAUCCCCUUCGCCAUCACCAUCAGCACCGGGUUCUGCGCCGCCUGCCACGGCUGCCUCUUCAUUGCCUGCUUCGUCCUGGUCCUCACACAGAGCUCCAUCUUCAGCCUGCUGGCCAUCGCCAUUGACCGCUACAUCGCCAUCCGCAUCCCGCUGCGGUACAAUGGCUUGGUGACUGGCACACGGGCCAAAGGCAUCAUUGCCAUCUGCUGGGUGCUGUCAUUUGCCAUCGGCCUGACGCCCAUGCUGGGCUGGAACAACUGUGGCCAGCCGCGGGAGGGCCGCAACCACUCGCAGGGCUGCGGGGCGGGCCAGGUGGCCUGCCUCUUUGAGGACGUGGUCCCCAUGAACUACAUGGUGUACUACAACUUCUUCGCCUGCGUGCUGCUGCCCCUGCUGCUCAUGCUGGGCAUCUACCUGCGCAUCUUCCUGGCUGCCCGGCGCCAGCUGAAGCAGAUGGAGAGCCAGCCCCUGCCGGGGGAGCGCACCCGGUCCACGCUGCAGAAGGAGGUGCACGCCGCCAAGUCGCUGGCCAUCAUCGUGGGGCUCUUUGCCCUCUGCUGGCUGCCCCUGCACAUCAUCAACUGCUUCACCCUCUUCUGCCCCGAGUGCAGCCACGCCCCUCUCUGGCUCAUGUACCUGGCCAUUGUCCUCUCCCACAGCAAUUCGGUCGUGAACCCCUUCAUCUACGCCUACCGGAUCCGUGAGUUCCGCCAGACCUUCCGCAAGAUCAUCCGCAGCCACGUCCUGCGGCGGCAGGACCCCUUCAAGGCGGGCGGCACCAGCGCACGGGCCCUGGCCGCUCACGGCAGUGACGGGGAGCACGUCAGCCUUCGACUGAACGGCCACCCGCCGGGGCUGUGGGCCAACGGCAGCGCCCCCCAUCCUCAACGGCGGCCCAACGGCUAUGCCCUGGGGCUGGUGAGCACAGGAAGCGUCCGAGCUUCCCACAGGGACCUGAGCCUCCCAGACGUGGAGCUCCUCGGCCAGGAGCACAAGGGCGUGUGCCUGGAGUCCCCUGGCCUCGAGGACCCCCUGGCCCAGGAUGGAGCAGGAGUGUCCUGAGUGUCCCCAGGAAGGGGAUCUCGAUCUUCCUGCUUGGCUGGACCAGUCACACGGGGGACGAGAAGCACGGGCGAGCCAGGAGACGCUGCAGCUGGCUGGCUCCCCCCCACCCCCGGACUGAGGAGGGCGCCCCGGCUGGAGCAGCAUGAGGCCAGCAGGGAGGGUGCUGGGCCUGAGGAAGCAGGCGUCCUGUGCCGCGAGGCCCCCGUGCCAGGCUAGGGCCAAAGCACCAGCAGCACCUUCUCUGGGCAGGGCCCAGCCAGCCCCUCCCCCCGGGUCUGGAAGCCACAGGUGUCCGCAGAGCCCUGCCCUGGUCCUGAAGCUGGGGAGUAGCUCCAGCAGCUCCCCUUCCCCAGCACACCCCCCACUCUCCCCAGACUUUGCUAGGGUGUCAGAGCUGCUGGCCUGGAGGUGGUAUUUGCCUAUUUUUUUUUUCCAAGAGAAAAUGUAAGUGUGAGGAAAUCCCUUUUAUUUUAUUCCCGUCCUCUCCCCGGCUGCUGGGUCUGCUGGUCCUGCUGCUAUCUUGGAACAGGGAACCUCAGGCAGCUCCCUCCCUGCCCCCGGCCACCCCGAGCUGCCACACACUUCAGUCCCAGGGCCACCUCUUGGGGUGACAGAGCUGGGAAGGAGGACAGGGAGUUAUAGCAGGAGCACAGCUAAGGGCAGGUGCCUGGGUCACUCGGAGCUGUCCAGCUAGCAGCCCUGGCUGGCUGCCUUUCCUCUAAAGGGAUUGUUGUUUUGUCAGAUAAAAUAAA
Messenger RNA from Lepus europaeus (European hare), 2348 nucleotides. RefSeq names its product adenosine A2a receptor (gene ADORA2A). The coding region runs from base 364 to 1593 and encodes 409 amino acids. Lineage: Eukaryota; Metazoa; Chordata; Mammalia; Lagomorpha; Leporidae. The record is from RefSeq and is a predicted model, not a curated record. Gene Ontology annotation, molecular function: G protein-coupled adenosine receptor activity. Gene Ontology annotation, cellular component: membrane. Gene Ontology annotation, biological process: G protein-coupled adenosine receptor signaling pathway; adenylate cyclase-activating G protein-coupled receptor signaling pathway. The transcript has 3 exons.